GGACAAGGACUUUUUUGUUUUCACUUUUGUUUAUUGCUAUUGCCAAGCUAUUUUGCAUAAUUAACCACAUUUUCGACACGUAUCAGAAAAUUAUAAAAAGAAAAUGGUUUUCAAAUGUCAAGAGGAUAGUUUUUUACGUCAAUUUACCACAAAAGUUUUGUCCUGUGAAGCCGCAACGCUUGACUGGAUUCCACCUGGUGAAAAUAAUGUAAAGAAAUUACAAGGCUAUAAUGUAAUUUGCGAGGAUACAAUUCUUUUUCCUGAGGGUGGUGGUCAGCCUUGUGAUUAUGGGCAACUUAAUGGACAACCAGUACGUUCUGUGAUACGUAAAGGAGCAGAAGCAAUACAUUUCGUUGAAACUUCAACUAGGUUUGAAGAAGGUGAUGUAAUAAAACAGUCGCUUGAUUGGAAUCGUCGCUUGGAGCAUAUGCAACAGCAUUCUGGACAACAUUUGAUAACGGCAUUAUUUGAUAGUGAAUUUAAAUAUGAUACCACGUCUUGGUGGUUAGGAUCGGACACCUCUUAUAUAGAGUUAGAUACAAAACAUCUUAUUAGCCGUGAGUCAUUGGAUUUGAUUGAGAGAAGGGCCAAUGAGCUAAUUCGUGAGGGUCGAGUCGUCACUGUGCAGCUGGAGGAUCCAGAAAUUGCUAAAGAGUUUCAAGAUGCUCGUGCUCCGCGGGGAUUACCUAAAGAUCACGUCGGAUUGGCGCGUGUUGUACGUAUUGAAGGUGUCGAGAGUAAUAUGUGCUGUGGUACACAUGUAAGCAACUUAUCACAGCUGCAGUGUAUCAAAUUGUUAUAUGCUGAAAAGAGUAAAAAUGCCGUAAAUGUGCACUUUGUGGUGGGUGAACGGGUACUUCGAAAGCUUGGAGAGAUCUUUCAACGUGAACUACAAAUGAAUUUAACACUAAAAGGUGGUCCCACUCAACAUUUGGAAUUGAUACAGAAAUUGCAGUUGAAUUUGAAAUCAUCAACAAAGGCAUUUCAAAAGUUGUUAAAAGAUGUAGCAAUUUCCGAAGCUGAAAAGUUGGAGAAUACUCCACAACCUUAUCCGAAGUAUUAUUGCCUUCAUCGCAAAGAUGGUAUAGAACCAGACUUUAUUAACACAUUUCAACGAAAUGCGCCCGAGGGUAUAUUCUACUUCCUCACUGUUUCGGAGAACUCAUCAAACAAUGGCAAGGGUCUCAUGGUAUUGAGAGGCAGCGAGAACGAAGUAAAAAAGUUUGGUGAGAUCUUUAUGGAGCUCUUAGAAGGCAAAGGCAAUGGCCGUGAUACAAAUUUUCAAGGCAAAUUCAACAAUGGAAGCAAAAUUCCCGAAUGUAACGCGAUAUUAGAGAAACAUUUUAACGGUGAUAAAAUUAAAAAAUAAGUUUGUUCGUAACAAAGUUGUUUUGACUUUAUUUUCAAUUGUCAAAUAAAGUUGUUAAAUUACAAGAAGA
Molecule: messenger RNA, 1439 nt
Organism: Zeugodacus cucurbitae (melon fly)
Lineage: Eukaryota; Metazoa; Arthropoda; Insecta; Diptera; Tephritidae
Product: alanyl-tRNA editing protein Aarsd1-A
Exons: 4
Coding region: 104-1369 (421 amino acids)
Biological process (GO): regulation of translational fidelity; tRNA aminoacylation
Molecular function (GO): aminoacyl-tRNA ligase activity; Ser-tRNA(Ala) deacylase activity; ATP binding
Source: RefSeq, a predicted model, not a curated record